Molecule: messenger RNA, 2550 nt
Organism: Fusarium tjaetaba
Lineage: Eukaryota; Fungi; Ascomycota; Sordariomycetes; Hypocreales; Nectriaceae
Product: 2 4-dihydroxyhept-2-ene-1 7-dioic acid aldolase
Exons: 5
Coding region: 1-2550 (849 amino acids)
Cellular component (GO): cytoplasm
Molecular function (GO): aldehyde-lyase activity
Source: RefSeq, a predicted model, not a curated record
AUGAAACAAGGGAAUUUCUUAAGAAAGGCACUCCAGCAAGCUGAUGGACCGAGCAUGGGACUCUGGCAGAUGGUGCCUGGCGCCAAUGUGUCUCGUGCCCUCGCCCGCGUGCCAGGCGUCGACUGGGUGGUGAUCGAUUGCGAGCACGGUAAUGUCGAUGGUGAGUUCCGGUCCAUGUCUAACAACUACUCGCCGAAAACUGAAAAUGUGGAAUUAGACAGCGCUAUGCAUGACGCAGUCCCUGCUGUUGCUGCAGCUGGUGCGUCUCCUAUAGUAAGAAUUCCCGGUAUGGAGUCAUGGAUGAUCAAGAGAGCUUUAGACUCGGGCGCGCAUGGAAUCCUCGUACCUUUGCUUCGCACCGCGCAGGAAGCCAGAGAAAUCGUCAAAGCGGCCAAGUUUCCUCCACAAGGCACGCGUGGAUUUGGCUCUCCUUACGCGAUGGAGCGCUUCAGCCCCAUGCCGACGAUGACGGAGUAUCUCCAGCAGGCAAAUAGCAGUCUUCUUACUAUAGUCCAGAUCGAAACCCAAGAGGCCCUCGAUAACUUGGAGGAAAUCGCAGGUGUCGAUGGCGUCGAUGUCCUAUUCGUGGGACCAUUCGACUUAGGCAAUAACAUCGGUCAUCCUAUCAUCCAAGGCGUCGUCAAACCAGAGUUGAGAGAAGCGGUUGGGCGUGUGCUCGAGGUUAGCCACAAGUUCGGCAAGAAAUGUGGAAUCUACAGUACAUCUGGCAAACAAGCGAGGCAAUAUGCAGAGGCUGGGUUCGACAUGAUCCAUGUGGCAACUGACUUUACAUCAUUGCAGUUUAUCAUGACGCAGGAGGUGAAUAUUGCUAGAGGAAUAGAGGGGAACAUGGCAUCACAACAAGAACAUUGCCAGAACCACUCACAGCUCACCCCGACCUACAACUAUGGCCCUGGAGACUGGAGGUCUCUCCAACUUGGCGCUGAAACGGAACUUGCUCAAGACGGUGAAAUGCACUGGUAUGGAGGAUCCCAGCUGCCCGUUCAGACGCAUGAGAAUCUCUCGGACGACUUACUGCCUGUUCUGGAUGGCGACUCCGGAUUUUGUUUCCAUCAGACACCGUUGGUAGAACCCACCUUGUACUGCCUUGACCUGCCUACCGACAGUGAGGUGGAUGACAUGUGUACUUCGAAUCUAGGGUCAUUAAGUCAUCAAGAGAUGCAAAAUCGUACCGAUGUCUUUGCUUCUCACUGUCUGCAACAGACCUUGAGUACCUCCUGGCUGGACGAUCAGGAACUCUGCCCGACGGAUACAUCAACAAAUCUACCCGCCAAUCCCAUUCCCAUCAACAUAAACUCGACUCUCCCACGCCGACGAAGCCGCUACGAGCUCCGUAACACACAGAACUGUGGACGAGGCAUUCAACUUCCUGUAUAUGAUGCGAACGAGCAAAUCUCCGACCCUCUGCAGAGAUGGAGAAACAGUCCUCCUGGAACCGAAUCCGCAUCCUGGUCAGCCAUUUAUGACGCGCUGCAAGAAAACCCAUUGAGUCAUAGCAUGCAGGCUCCUCUCACCAGAGUACCAUCAUCGAGUCCAAGCGUAUCCAGUUGGCAAAGCCAGUCUUCAGGCUCGAUCGUUUCUUCUUCGCAGUCAUCUCGAUCGUUCCAAAAUCGAAACCGGAGACGCAUAGCAAAGAGGAGGAACGACGUCGCUGGUGCUAAUAAGAAGCCCCGGAUCUUCCAUUGCACGUUUUGUUGCGAUUCCUUUGCUAAGAAGCAUGACUGGACAAGGCAUGAGAAGACGCUGCAUCUUGACUGCGAUCAGUGGAUCUGUGCACCGUUUGGUGGUGCAGUGGUAUCGUCCGCGACUGGGAGGAGUACAUGCGCAUACUGCAACAUUCUUGACCCUACAGAGCAUCACCUCAACUCUCAUAACCACAGCGCAUGCCACAAUGGCCAGCAGCCUCACAUUUUCAGGCGCAAGGAUAAUCUGAUUCAGCACCUCCGUGGAUUCCACCAACUAGAGACGCUCCCUAUCCUGGACGACUGGAGAACACCACCACCUCCGAUUUCCUCCCGCUGCGGAUUCUGCGAUCUACGUUUAAACUCGUGGCAGGAUCGCGCGGACCACCUCGCACAGCACUUUCGUCAGGGCAAAACAAUGGCUGAAUGGAAGGGUGAUCACAACUUUGAGCCUUGGAUCGCAGCGCAGGUCCGGAAUGCCCUUCCGCCAUACCUACUUGCCAACGAGGCCAUGACCAUGGUUCCGUUCUCCGCCACGGAUCCAACGGUGCCGGAUCAUCUCGCACAGAUAGAGGAGAGAAAUGGCAAGCUUGUUCCGGAUCUGGAACGGGAGCAGGUCGAUCCUGGGUUUGAGUUGACACCUGACUCGUAUACCAAGUUUCUGGCGUGGCAUUUGGGCCGUUUCGCUCAGCGGUCAUUUGCGAGUGGUGUCGUUCCGACUGAUGAGAUGUUUCAGGGCGAGGCGAGAAGGCUGGUGUACGGGAGUGAUGAUAAUUGGGAGCAGACUAUAGCUGAUAACGAGCAGUGGAUCGCCACUUUUCGAAGACAGCAUUUAUCCAAGGAGUAG